Lytechinus pictus (painted urchin) is the source of this 5295-nucleotide messenger RNA. Its product is annotated as exocyst complex component 2-like. Gene Ontology annotation, biological process: exocytosis; Golgi to plasma membrane transport. Bases 132 to 3011 code for a protein of 959 amino acids. The record is from RefSeq and is a predicted model, not a curated record. Gene Ontology annotation, cellular component: exocyst. Lineage: Eukaryota; Metazoa; Echinodermata; Echinoidea; Temnopleuroida; Toxopneustidae. The transcript has 28 exons.
ACUGCUCGCAGCUAGCUAAACAAAACAACGACAACAUUACCCUACGGUACGGUACUUCCGGGGAAAAGGGCCGAGUACAGUUCAAAGGCGGACAAUCAUAGUUCAUAUUUUUGCUGUAGGCAGUGAGAAGGAUGCAGUCCAGGAAGUUUCGAGACCCUCCUAAGGUGACAGGACUGUCCCCCAAGGAGGGCCCACCAGGAACCAAACUCACCAUCAGAGGUGAAAACCUAGGGAUCAAUGAAAAGGACGUCUUCAGUAUCAUAGUAUGUGGAGUCAACAUCACACUCCUAGCCGAAUGGAUCUCACCCAGUAAGAUUAUCUGUAGAACAACCAAUUGUAAAGGCCCUGGUGAUGUCAUAGUAUCCACCAAGUCCGGAGGCAUCGGCACUUCCACGGUCAAGUUCAGAGGACUCCAAUUCUUACCAAAUCCCCUUCAAGAUUCAGCCAUUUGGGUUGAUGAAUCAUCAUUGUUUGAGAGAAGACUAAACAGCAUAAGUCGACCAUCAUCACCCCUUCAAUCAGGAAGAGAAGAUCCUCUGGGUCUACCCAUGGAACACACUCCGCAACUUUCUGAUGAAGAAGCUCACCAAAUGUUUCCUAAAGGGAGUAGCAACUUAGCACACAGGAAUUUUGAACCAGCUCUAUAUCUCAUUGAAAGUCACAGUAGUACCAGCUUUGGAGAUCUUAAGAAAGGUUUGGAGCAUUUGAAGAGACAGUCAUCGGGUCUGAAGACUGAAGGACCACAGACAUUCAUCAAAUCAAACCUGGGUACCUUCAUGAAUUGUCAGGACAUUCUAGCAACUAUUCAUGGAGACCUGUGUAGGCAUGAGAACAUAGGCGAUCGGUUGAAAGCAUCCCCCGGGGAGGAAUCUAUCGAGGUAGACGGAGGAGAUGAAGGGAAGGAAGAGGAUGAGAUGGAGAUGAACGGAGAGGGAGAUGGAGGCCAAGAGAAGGCUGUCACUCUGCAGAAGAUUGAGGACUUGCUUAUCAAGGGCAAUGAGAACGCUCAGAAGAUAUUCCAGAGUGUGUUACAUCGUAAAGACCGAGCAGACUCCACCAGGAAUGCCCUCAACGUUCUCAAUAGAUUCAAGUUUCUCUUUCAUCUUCCAAUCACAAUUGAGAGAAACAUCAAGAAGGGAGACUAUGAAGUUGUUAUCAAUGAUUAUGAGAGAGCUCGACAGCUAUUCUCUAAUACACAGGUAUCAACUUUUAAGAAAGUGUAUGAUGAAGUUGAGAAUAGGAUACGUGAAUUACAGGUCCAGCUGCAUGAAAAACUCAUGGAACUUCCAACACCUUUAGACGAACAGAAGAGGCUCAUAAGGUACCUGGUAGAGCUAGGUGGUCCAGGAGAUCCAGCCUGGGAGUGUAUCGUCAAUGAACACAAGUGGAUCCAAGAUAUACUAGCAGGAUGCAAGGAUCAACAUAUCCAGAUAGAUCAAAAAGGAUGUGAGAUUGUUGAGCCACCGAGUCAUGCCUCUAAGGUCAGAGGUCAUCGAAGAAACUUUUCUGGGUCUGGUAUUCAAGUCAAAUUUACAUCUGAUGCAAACAUGGAUGGCAAGUUUUCACCCCCUCAGCAAGUGUUGUUCUUAGAAGAGCUAGCCGAUAACCUUCUAUCGACCUUCCCCAACCUCUGGAGGCUUGGUCAAUCCUAUUUCAAUGCAUCUGUUGUAUCAGAGGCUGGAGGCAAGUCUAUGACUGUGGACUCGUCGAAGGAAGCUUCAUUCACUGCCAUGAUGACAAAGAUCACUACUUACUUUGCGGACCUUGUGAGGGCGGCAUUCCUUCCGGAAUCACUUGAGAAGAAGAAUGAGAAAGAGAGAGCUAAACUAGGAGAGUGGGGUGAUAGCAAGAAUGAAGUAGGGGCAGGUGCAUGGCUUCCUCAGUGUGUUCGAUCCAUCAGGUCUGUUCUAAGUACCUUGGUGAAUCUUGAAGUACCAACCCCACUUCUUGAAGUCCUGCACUCAUUACUGGCUGAACUUAGAGUCCACUGUAUGGUCACUCUCUUCAAAGAGGCCACAGAAGAUAUCAAGGCUCUUCAUGGCCGUGAGACCUGGGUGCUUCAGAUGGAUGAACAUGGAGGCAUCACAACUUUGCCUACUCUAUUUGAGAGUAUAGUAGUAGACACAUUACAGCAUCUCAAGGAAGUGAUCAGCUGUAAUAGCUCCAGUGAAAAGAAGAUCUUUGAUAACAGACAUGUAGAGAGACAGACUGUUGAUUUAUCUUCUGAUAUGCUCAUGGCAUUUGCGUCAUGUCUUGAACAGUUAGCUUUUCUGGGAGAUGAUGGAGACAUGCAGAAAUUAAGAUUAUCUGAGGCAGCAAUGAGAACUCCUGAAUCUCUAUUCCAGUCUCCAGAGGACAGUAUCCCAUCCAUGGAACAGUGUUUGGUAAUUGUACUGAGUAACUGUAGUCAUGUUUCUCAACAUGUCAUCCCUAAUCUGAUUGAGCAGUUCAAGAGACUUGGCUAUCCUAGCACCCAUGAAAUAGAAAAUAUGUCCCAAGAAGCGUAUGCAGAACUUGACGAGAAGAUCUUCGAAGCUUACUGUGAACAGAAGAUAGAUCCGUUGGUUGGAGCUCUGGAAGUAGGGGUCUAUGCUGGCAACUAUGACUGGGGCAACUGCCCUGAACCUAUAGGAGCAAGUCCGUAUGUGAAGGAAGCACUGAUGAAUGCUGUAGCCAUUCACGCUGAGAUCAAUGCCAUAGCUCCUGCCUUCAUGCUUCGCGUGAUGGGGCGUGUCUUAGAAGCCGUAGCGGAUGAGAUGUCACGCAUCAUGAGCUGCGUUACUGGGUCGUUCUGUAGUAAUGGUGCUGUUCAGGCAAGGCUAGAUAUUGGUAUGCUAGAAGAGGCCAUGUCGCCAUACAGGAAUGCAGGAACAAGUGCAUCCUUCAAAGAGGCAUUGUCAGUUGUACCACAAAUCAGGACAGAGUCCCACAAGAGACUUCUCCAAGAACUUCAGGCCAGCUUCCAGCGUGACCUUCAAUUCCUCUUGACCUGUUUCACGACAGACUCCUAAUCGUCAUGGCAGCAAGAUGGCCCCUCUACAAAGGAUAAUCAAACGCUCGGGUCGUACUGAGAUCCAUUCCAGCUUCAUUAGGAAGUCCGUUGUCAUGUUGCCACAAAGAGGAAAUUGAAAUCGAAGCCACAAAUGUAUUUUGUUAUAUUACAUAGGUUAUGUAGAUUCAAAUCAAUGAGAGGUGCUGCACAGCAAGAAAUGUGAGGUUAUCUUUAAGAAAAUGAAGUCUCUGAUCGGAUAAUAUAACAGAUUUUUCCUGGCUGCAGACCUCUUCAAACAUUGUUCUUGUUCAUGAGCUCUCCUGUGAUAUCUGUGAUAACAACACAGACAACCUUGUAUUAUUUGUGUGAGGCCUGGGCCCUACAUGCCCACUGUAGUGAAUGACCUAUGCCCUAGCCUGCGGGUCUUGAUAAAACUCAAGGCUGUGUGAUUUGUUGACAGCAAAACGAUCACAUCAUAGCACUUACCUUUCCUCCCGUCUAUAUAGUCUCGCCACAUCAGCACAUCUUUUGCGAGAUACAUAGUUGCGCGCAUUGCAGGAGCCAUAUCAUCACGUCGUUUUAGUGAGAAUAUUAUGACUCUAAAAGGAUUAUAAAACUAUUUUUCCCAUGUCCCUUCCCAGGCUCUGGAGUAUUGAUACUAUUCUAACUAGAAAUUAUGAAGUUUUGCACUCAAGUAAUUUUGGUUUUAUUAACCAAUAAUUUAUUGAACAGCUCCAAUUUUUUCUUCUGAUUUACCCCUGAGCAAAUGUAUGGUAUAUAGUAGUAUAGAUUCAAAUCCUCCCUUUUUUGCAAGGUCAUUUUAUGGCCCUUGAAAGGAAUGAACAUUUUAAAAAUACUGAUGAUAAUUUAUGAAUUCUUUUUUCCCGUAAGUGAAUGUAUAUAUGGAAUAAAAAGCAUAUCAAUUUCCAGUGAGGAACAAUACGUACAUGUAUUCGCACUGUUGUUUGUCAUGAUCAGCAGACUGUAAAUCUGUCUAUUUAAUCCUGCCAUGGCUAUUAAUUAUCAAGACGUUAAUCUACAUAUGAAUUCAUGAGUAGAGGGUGGAACCAUUAGAGUAGUACAACCUCUGGUAGCCCUGUAUUAUUAUUAUUAUCAUUGUUAUUGUUAUUAUUUGUCUUUUUGGAGAUUGAAAUCCUUGGAUCAAGUUAGUGUGUAUGAAAACAGACUAAGAUCAGUGCAAUUUUUAAAACCAUUGGACAGACAAUAAGAUAAGUUAGGAUUUGUGAUGUCACUGAUUCAAAAAAAAAUCUUUUCUUUUUGCACAUUCUUGUGUUAGUAUACAAAUAGCGGAUAGGCACAAGUGCAAUGGUGCGUGAUUUCGCAUAAGGUGAAAGGAAGAUGCUCUAUUCAACUUGAGGCUAACGCCUCGUUGAAUAGUGUCUUUUUUUCACUGAAUGCGAAAUGUCGCACCAUUGCAAGAAAAAGAAAAUUUGCUCUUUGUGUUGUACAACGCCUCUGAAGUUAGCGAAAAUACAAAUAAUCGAUUUUUCCUACGUUUAUCUAUGAAAAUAAAGAAAAUGUUGAAAGCAAUGCGCAUUCAGCCAGUAAGCCCUACACGCAUUUAAUAAGCGCAUGCAAUGUGUUAAAUCAUAUUUUUAUAGCGUCAUCAACUUUUACUGACCCGUGCAAUGGUACAUUAAGGACGGAACAUUAACCCUAUCUUAACUGGGCUAUUUCAGACCAGUAUGUAUUUGGGGGGGGGGUCAAUUUGACCCCCCCCUCAGAUCUCAUCCGCUGAUCACGUGAUCGCCGCGAAAAUUUGUAUGCGCAUAGAGCCGGAUGUCAGCUAAGUAGGUGUUGUACAAUAAUAUAUUUUAUGGAACCUCUAACUUUUCACCCCCCCCAAAAAAAAAAAAAAAAAAAAAACACCUGAUCUAUGGAAAAGCAUGUCCACACUCAAAUGCUCAAUAUUUGUAUCUCUGAUUUUUCCGUUUUCAUGCAAACUAGUAAACUUGUUCUCAGGAUUUUAUUCUCUAACUCAAUACAUUGUUAUUUUACAUGGUUCUUCAAAGUUCAACUUCAUCAGCAAGUCCAUCCUUACAUCAGUUAGUUUAGAUAAAAGCGGAAAUAUAAGAAAUUUCCUUCAAAAAGAUUCAAAAUAAAAGUGGAUUGCUUGUAAAUAGAACCCAAUAAUUAUAUUUGGCUAAUUUCAAAGUUAUUAUGCAUUAUCCAGUAGGGAAAAUGAGAAACUAUCUAUCCAUGUGCAAUAUUUGUUUUAUUAAAUAAAAAGUAUAUUAUUAUGUCGCCUAUUAAAUAGAAAUAAAUAUUAUGUUGCCUCAAAA